Saccharomyces eubayanus is the source of this 1746-nucleotide messenger RNA. It is a transcript of the gene MRH4, whose product is annotated as ATP-dependent RNA helicase. The transcript has a single exon. Lineage: Eukaryota; Fungi; Ascomycota; Saccharomycetes; Saccharomycetales; Saccharomycetaceae. The coding region runs from base 1 to 1746 and encodes 581 amino acids. The record is from RefSeq and is a predicted model, not a curated record. Gene Ontology annotation, molecular function: nucleic acid binding; ATP binding.
AUGGUUAACAACGGCUUCAGUGCAGCUUCCCAGCUUAAAACAAAGCUGAUAAGCCCAAUGGCACUUGUAUUUAAUUUAGCGGCUUUGCCACGAUGGAGUAGUCCCGUUGUGCUUAGGAUGGGGCUGCGCUCUUAUGCUGGGGGCCCCAGAACAAAGCAUAAAAAGUUCUCCCCACAGCCUCCAGUGCCCGCAAGCAAUGGUAACAAGAACAGGAAACAGAAUAAAAGGGGCAGGAAGAAUGAUGCCAAGGCCAAGACUGAACAGGCGUUUAACUUUGGUCAGUACGGAGGGUUGAAAAAAGACGUCGACGUCGACGUUAAUACGACCGGUAAACUCAUUCAGAAAAUAUCAAAUUUCGACCAAUUGCUCAUAUUGCCAUCUGUCAGGGAUGCUAUGAAAGAAAUCAUCUCUAAGGAGUCGUUGAAAAUCCAGGACAACAACACUAAAAACACCAGCGAGAACAUCAUACCGAGUCCCAUCCAAGCGGUGGCCAUUAAGAAAAUCUCCAAGACUUUGAUGAGCCCCAAAUUACAACUGCAUGCCAUCGCUGCAGAAACCGGCUCAGGCAAGACCAUGGCCUACUUGAUACCUUUGAUAGAUUAUUUGAAGAGACAGGAGCUGGAAACGCCGGAACUGUGGGAGACACUCAAAGAAAAAGCUUUGAUCAGGUCCAUUAUACUAGUGCCCACGCACGAAUUAGUGGACCAAGUGUAUGAAACCGUCUCCAAGACAAACUCCUCAUUGGGGCUGAACUCCUUCAAAUGGGACAAGACCACCUCGUACCGCGACCUAUUGGACCACAUCAAAAACAGAAUAGACAUUCUGGUCACCACUCCGGCAAAGCUACUGAACCUGUUCAGCAUUAGGAUGAUCUCUAGGCCCGACAAAAUUCUGUCCAAAGUGGGGUUUGUGGUAUUAGAUGAAGCUGACACCCUUUUGGAUAGAUCCUGGCUUGAAGAAACCCACUCCGCCAUAAAGAAAAUCCCCAACAUCAAUCACCUUAUCUUUUGCUCCGCCACCAUUCCUCAAGAAUUCAACAAGACAAUGCAAAGACUUUUCCCCACGGUGGUCCCCAUCAUGACACCUAGAUUGCAUAAACUGCCGUUCGGUCUGGAUUUUAAAGUUAUAAACUCUGCAUUGAGCCCCUUCAAGGGUUCCAAGAUUAAGGCGUUGGCGCAAACUCUCUACGCCAUUUCCAACGAUGACACUGAACCCGGGUUUGAGAAAAGAUGUGUUAUCUUUGUCAAUGAGAAAAAGGACGUCCCUGAAAUCAUCGAUACUUUAAAUAGCAAGUUCGGACAUAAUGCCGUUGGUCUAACUGGUGAUGAUACAACCGAAGAAAGAUCUGAAAAAAUCACUCCCUUUCUGUCUUCACCAAGACCAAUCUCGCAGUUAAGGCCUCCAGAGCCAUCUCCAGAGCCCCCCUUGAAGCGACUGGAAAUUCCUGAUUCCAACAUCGUCAUUGGUGAAUUGAAAAAGGCAAAUUCAGAUGCCAUUAUACCCAAAAAGAAGUCCCUGCACGUGCUUGUAGCUACAGACCUAAUGGCCAGAGGCCUCAACUUCAAAGGCGUACGGAACGUUGUUCUCUACGACGUGCCGAAAACAUCCAUCGAUCUGAUACACAGAGUGGGCAGAACUGCUCGAAUGAAACAAGGUGGUCGUGUGUUCAUGCUGAUUGACAAUAGGACAAAAUCUUGGGCUAAAGCCCUUCCAAAAAUUAUCAAGAAACACCAAAGGUUAUCGUAA